UUACCUCUCCUCCCCGCACCGCCUUCGUCGCCUGUAAUCUCCUCCUUUUUAACUCACAGAAAAGAUAGAGGAAAAUCACUGGAACCUUUUCCUACGAAAAAUUUCUUAAAUGUCUUUCUGGUAUUCUGCAAACUGAAGCAGGGUGGCAAAUAGAAGUGGAGUGGUCGAAAAGUUGUGCCCUCGGGACUAGCUUUAUGGUUUAGCCCGGUUGCCAUGGAGACCAAUAGUAACACCGGUGCUCCCGCAGAAGCCGGGAGGCUAUGGCCACGUUAGCUCGGCUCCAAGCUCGGUCGACGUUCCUGGCACACCAGUACUACUUCAGGAACAGUGCUGUAGAUGUAUUUAGAAAAAAGGAGUAUGAUGCAGCAGUUAAAAUCCAGAGCUGGUUUCGAGGAUGUCGAAUUCGGGCAUAUCUCAGGUAUUUACACAGAGUAGCAACUGUUAUUCAAAAAUGUUGGAGAGGUUACUUAGGCAGACAACAUUAUCAACUAAUUGUGAAGUUAGAAUUUUGUACUAUGAAGAUGAAUCUCUACAACGCAAUGGCUGUCAGGAUUCAGAAGCGAUGGCGAGGCUAUCGAAUUCGGAAAUACUGCUUUAAUUAUUUUUAUUUGAAGGAGUACCUGAAGGCUGUUUCAGAGACCAAUGAUGCAAUUAGGGAGGCGUUAGAGGAGUUUGCAGAGAUGAAAGAAAGGGAAGAGAAGAAGGCCGACCUCGAAAGGGAAGAGAAGAAAAGAGAUUACCAAGCCCGAAAGAUGCAUUACCUCCUCAGCACAAAGCAGGCACUGUGGUACAGUAGAAAGAGUAUGGGUAUUGACAUUAGUCUCCAAACUCUCCUACAUAGGAUUCCAGGUAUAUACAAUUCACCAUUCAGAAAAGAUCCCGAUCCAUGGGAAUUGCGGUUACAGAAGGCAAAACCCUUAAUAAGCCAAAGGCCUAAAGUUAAGCAGAAGCGUGACACCAACAUUAGCAACUGGCUGGCUUGUACGAGUGCCCGCUCCCUUCCUCAAUCUGAAAUUCUGCCACCCAUUGAUAGGAAGCAGUGUCAGGGACCUUUCCGUGAUAUCACCGAAGUACUCGAACAGCGCUACAAGCCUUUGGAGCCAACAUUGUGGAUGGCAGAACCAAUCAAUGAGUUAAAGAUGGCCAGAGAAGAACUCAGAAAACAGGAGUGGAUGCGAAAUAUAAAUGACAAUAGGUUUUUGCCAUUUUCUUCCUACCAUAAAAAUAAAAAGUACAUCCCAUUAAUGCAUUCAUCAAGCAAGUAUGGUCCCAAUUCUUACGGAAGUCAACAUUUUAGAGAUGAAAAUCCUAAGAAAUGGAUCUGUGACAAGGAUUUCCAAACCGUAUUACCAUCAUUUGAUCUCUUCUCAAAGUAUGGAAAAUUAUAUUCAAAAGCUGGACAAAUAUAUAAAGGUAUGCUAUUUUGCUAAGAAGUAUUUCAAAAAGUAUAUUAAAAACAUUUUAAAAAUCAAACAAGAUUGACUUUAACUCUCAAGCAUUUUUAAAACUGUGCUAUAAUAUUUAUCUAUAAUAAAACUUUAUCUUUUGUUCUGAUUUAAUGGCUUUAACAUUCAAAAAUCAUGGAUUUUCUUUUUCAAAUCUCCAAAAUAGACUCAAAACACAUGAAGAGAACUGACAAAAAUCUGAGAAAGUAAAAGAAGACAAAAGGUAAAAAGGAGGUUAAAGUGUGAAGGGAGUGUGGAAUAGAAGGACCCCCACUGCCUGGAUUCCUGGAUUCUACUUCUGUGACUGCUGAGUGACCUUGACACAAGUCUUUUAACCUCUGAAGUUUCUCUCUCUCUCUCUCUCUCUCUCUCUCUCUUAUUUGUCCAAAGAAAAAAUUGGAAACACCUUUGGUUCAUUCAAAAAUUCUGCAGUUAUAAUAGUAAAAUAAAAAUGAGUAUCCUACAGAAAAUACA
Messenger RNA from Panthera uncia (snow leopard), 1919 nucleotides. RefSeq names its product spermatogenesis associated 17 (gene SPATA17). Gene Ontology annotation, molecular function: protein binding. Gene Ontology annotation, biological process: spindle organization; mitotic cell cycle; establishment of meiotic spindle localization. The coding region runs from base 261 to 1430 and encodes 389 amino acids. The record is from RefSeq and is a predicted model, not a curated record. Lineage: Eukaryota; Metazoa; Chordata; Mammalia; Carnivora; Felidae. Gene Ontology annotation, cellular component: spindle pole. The transcript is spliced from 12 exons.